Durusdinium trenchii is the source of this 1310-nucleotide messenger RNA. The record is from the annotation of a GenBank genome assembly. NCBI's taxonomy places the organism in Eukaryota, Dinophyceae, Suessiales, Symbiodiniaceae.
CAUCAGUCAAGAAUCUGGCCCUAGUAGAGGACUUGGUAGACUCUGGAAAGGCAUACGCCAUACCUGACUUCGGUGCUUUCAUGGCCGUUUGAUCUCACACGAAGCUGCUCCCUCGGGCAUGGAUGGAGAGAUCCCGGUCUUCGACGUUGACUUGGACGAGGAUCCCUUCGUGCGAUGGCAGGAGAUCGCCAGGGCCUAUGCGCCAAUGCUGCAGAAGCUUGCAGACUUGCAAGUGGCCCUUGAGACUCCCAGAGCCAAGAAAGGCCGACGGCGCAAGGCCUUUCAAACAGAUGAGUGUUGACAAGGUAGAGUCAGAUGCGUUUCAUCAAAAUCAGCAAGUAUCAGUCAAACCAAUCAAAUUCUCGUUUUAUCUUCAGAACCUUCAGGCCACGCUGGAGCAGCGGGUGGCUCGCUUUGCGGCCAAGGAGGCGCUCCAGCUGCUGGAACGGCUGGAAGGUGCCGGUGGUUUCAUGGGAGAAGUGCUGGCGGAGCUCAAAGGUCUGGCCGAGGCGGCACAGGUCCCACUGCAGGCGCUCUGUUCUUUGAGCCUUCAAUACGAGGCAUAUUGCGCAUGCACUGCUGUGGCAGCCCGUGUGGAAGAUGGCAGCAUCGCUUUGGCACGGACCCUGGAUUGGGAGUUUCCACAGCUCAAGGCUUUGAAUAUUGACGUGCGGGUCUUCCGCGGACGGCAGCUGCUUUACGUGGCCACCACCUGGGCCGGUUACAUCGGGAUUUUGACCGCGCAGCGCCCCGAGCGCUACGCUGCCGCCGUAAACUUCCGGGAGCCCAGCGAGACGAGCGAGGUGAAGGUGGAUGCGCUGCCCGUGGGGCUGGCCUUGCGGUCGGUGCUGGAGAGGAACGAGAACUACGCGGAUUUUUUGAAGGACAUUGCCUCGAUCCCUGUGAUGGCGCCCUUCUACUGUUUGGUGGCCUCCACCAGUGGCGCUGCUCAGAUCACCAGGGAUGGCCUCACGGAGAUCAAACGGCGAGUGCUCGCGGAGGACCAGCUGUACUUGGUGCAAGCCAACAUGGAUCAUUGGGACAACGAUAUGGCCAACGACAACCAACAGUCCUUGGAGCGCUGCAAGCUGGUUGAGGAGAUGCUUCAACUCCCACUGACACGCGGCUAUGUCGAGGAAGAUGAGCUAUGGUCGAUCCUGUGGAAGCAUCCGAUCUACGAGAAAGGCAUCACACUGUACAGCACCGUCAUGAACCCUUCUCAAGGCACCUUCAAGUCCUUGUCGGAUCCACCAGAUGCACCCGCGGACGACCGGCGUGGCCGGAAGAAGAGCCGGAAGUGAACAGCCGAA